Molecule: messenger RNA, 1647 nt
Organism: Sungouiella intermedia
Lineage: Eukaryota; Fungi; Ascomycota; Pichiomycetes; Serinales; Metschnikowiaceae
Source: the annotation of a GenBank genome assembly
AUGACCGUCAAGCCUCAGAUCUACAAAGAAAUCGCAUCCAAGAAACGUCAGUUGAGAGAUGCUCAGUUCAUUUCCGAAUGGUUGAUUCCAGAAGAUGAGUUGCCAUCUGCAGCUGUUAAAGAUGUAUCCACUUGGAUUAACAAGGCGGGAAUACUCUCUGAGAAGGAGUUGGAGAUCACUGGUGAGUCUGCUCAAUCGAUUGUGGAAAACAUCAAAAUGAAGAAGUGGACCGCUUUGGAGGUAUGCAAGGCCUUCUGCCACAGAGCCUCUAUUGCUCACCAGUUGACCAACUGCUUGUCUGAAGUGUUCUUUCAGGACGCUUUCAAACAGGCUCAGGAGUUAGACGACUACCAGGCCAGAACCGGCACUGUCAUAGGUCCAUUCCAUGGCCUUCCCAUUGCCAUGAAGGAUAACUUCAACAUCAAGGGCCAGGCAACUACCAUUGGAGUGGUGAGCUUCUGCUUCAAGCCUGAAAAGUUCGAAGAAGACUCUGUUCUUGUGGCUAUGCUCAGAGAAAUGGGUGCAGUGUUUUAUGUGAAGACCAACGUUCCAGUUGCCAUGAUGAUGCCUGAAACCGAUAACCACAUAUAUGGUACCACCACAAACCCAUUCAACAGGCUUUUGUCAGCUGGAGGAAGUAGUGGUGGAAGUGCCAACAUUGCAGCUUUGAGUAAUGUCAUUGCCAUUUCCACUGACAUUGGAGGAAGCAUUAGAAUUCCUGCCAGUUUCAGUCAGGUGUACUCAUUAAGACCAACGUUUGGCAGAUUCCCUACCUACGGUGCACGUUCUGGACUCCCUGGUUUGGAGUCUGUGAACAGUGUGAAUGGACCUAUCUGUUCAGACUUGGAAACGUUACUGUUCUAUUGUAAGUCAGUGGUGGACAAAGAGCCAUGGCAUUAUGAUCCCAAGAUCGUUGAGAUUCCUUGGAGACAAGUUGAUCUCCCUCAGAAAUUGUGUUUUGCUAUUUUGGACGAUGAUAAGUGGGUUCGCCCCACUCCUCCAGUUCUUCGUGGUGUUGAAAUGACCAAGAAGGCUUUGUUGGAAGCAGGCCACGAGGUGAUCGACUGGGAGCCUACAGACCAUGUGCGUUUGUCUGAAAUCAUCACAAGUUUCUUUGUCAGCGAUGGUGGUGUCCAUGUUAAGAAAGAGGUAGACGAGACCGGAGAACCUUUCUUUCCAUAUAUGGCCAUGUAUGGAACUACCCCAGAGAUGAAGGUGUCUGAGUUGUGGAAGUUACAUGCUGAGAGGACUACUUUGGCCAAAAAAUACCUUGAGCGUUGGAACAAGACGGUUGAGCAAACUUCCACUGGUCGUCCUAUUGAUGGAAUCAUCAUGCCAGUGACGCCUUUCGCUGGUAACCCAAUUGCCAAAUUUCACGACUACGUGGGGUAUACCUCACCCUUCAACCUUUUGGACUACUCGGUAGGUACAUUUCCGGUCACCAGAGCGGAUAAAGAUGUCGACUUCAAGCAUGCUAGAUUAGAUUUCUACUCAAAGACGGAUGAGAACGUGUGGAAAGACUACGACCCCGAGGAGACCAACGGUGGAGUAGUUGGAUUACAGUUGAUUGGACGAAAAUUCCAGGAAGAGAAAGUUGUGGAGAUGUUGAAGGUGGUGGACACUGCUCUUACAAUAUACAAGAACUAA